CUCUCUCUCUCUCUCUCUCUCUCGCAAGGCCUCUUUGCAUGCGGGAUGGACAUUUUUUUAAAUGGGAAUAAAGUCCCCAUGCAAGGGCAUCAAGGUCCUAAUAAGUUUAAAAGCCUAAUUUUUAACACAAGGAAGGAAGACCAGUACUAUUUUCAUCAGGUGCAACCGAUUUGUGUCCUCCUCCUGCCUGUGAUUCAAGAAGACUUCCAAAGAGGAAGCAAAAUUUUGCCCUUUUACUAACGUAACAUCUUUUGCCCAAUAUAUGUGACCACUUUUUUAGAUUCAAGACAAUAUGAAAAAAGCUACCCCAUUUAAAGGAGUAUGUCUUCACUCUAACCUCGGGGGGUCGUGUUUCCAAUGAGAUAACUCACACCGGCGCUGCCAUGCAGCCGCCAUAUAACUUCCAGCGCUGCCAGAAGCCUUUUUCCAUCAACAGUCACUUUGGGGGCCUUACGAUCUUAAUUGCAAUUGAACGGUUAUUAGAAACACCUGUAAAGCGGAGGUAUACUCGAAUAGUUAAAAGUCCCAGUGCUGUUAUAUUCUGUUCCAGCACUCAUGCACUGCCUGUUGUCCAAUCAAAUGACUUUGUUAACAAUUCGUAAUUAUGAAUUGUUGUUCAAUAUAUGUUUAACAUACUAUUAUUUACUUGUACUAUUAUUUCUGUUUAUUAAAUGGUAUGUAAUAUUGAGUGUGCCACUAAUACAUCAUUUAUACUUUUGAGAAUGAUAUAAUUCAAUAUGCUAAUAUCGGUUGAAUCUAACAAUAUUAUUUCUCUACUCCUUAGUUUGGAGAAAUGUUUUUCUUGAUUUUUAGGGUAAUGUUUCAAAGAAUCCAUGCCGGGCUGUGGUCGGAGGAAGAAAAGCGAAGGUCACUUCAAACCAUACAUCGUUUUCAAAGUAGCCUAGGCCGUCUGGUGAAGUACCCUUGCAUUCUAACCAUAGAAUGCAAGCUGGAGCUGUGGAUCCUUCGUCUGAAUAGUAUCAAGUAUUUAAAGGCAGGAGUCUUUCAAUUCAAUGUCAACCGGAGGACAGUGCAGCAGGACACUUUUCAAUUCCUGCGGACGUCAUCCCAUGACCCAAAAUCAAAACUUAAGGUGAAGUUUAAUGGGGAAGAUGGUGUUGAUGAUGGAGGUGUGUCAAUGGAGUUCUUCCACCUCCUUGCUAAAGAACUUCAGAAGGCAGAACCACAAAUACUAGAAGUGAACGAGCACGGAGUGGCCUGGUUCAGCAAGAAUGUCGCCCAGCUGACUGAUGAGUUCUUCCGACUGGGCACGCUCUGUGGCAUGGCUCUGUAUAACCAGUGCCUGAUGAACAUCCCCUUCCCCUUGGCUCUCUUCAAGAAGCUCCUGGGCUUAAAGCCAACCCUAGACGACCUCAUGGAGCUGUCGCCAACUGUUGCACAAAGCUUAAAGGAACUGUUGGACUAUGAAGAGGAGGCUUUUGAGGACCUACAGUUAGAUUUCGGAGGGGAUGCAGAAGGUUUUGAUCUUCUACCCAAUGGACAGUCCAUUCUAGUGACCAAAGUCAACAGGCAGAAAUAUGUGGACCUCCAAGUGGACAUGGUGUUCAGCCGCUCGGUGAAGCAUCAGUUCAGGAAGUUUGAAAGAGGCUUCUCUAAAGGCUGCCCUUCACCUGAGUGGAGAAUGUUCCUCCCUGAUCAACUCAUGACGCUCCUCAAAGGAGAGGAGAUCUUCAACUGGGAUGAUCUGAGACAGAAUGCAAAAUAUCAAGGCUGCACAUCCAAUGAUGAAGUCAUCCAAAACUUUUGGAUUGUCUUGGCAGAGUUCUCCGUGGAGCAGAAGAAGGACUUCCUCAAAUUCCUAUCUGGAACGGACAGAAUUCCCAAAGUUCGCAGUUCAACAAUCAAGAUAAUCAUCAAGUUGUCGUGUUACCCAGAGCCUGAGCUGUACUAUCCAAUGGCCGCGACAUGCUACUGGACUUUGAUUCUCCCCAACUACAGGAACAUCCAAACACUUCGUCAGAAACUCCUUCAUGCGGUCAAGUAUUGUGAUACUUUUGGAUUACAAUGAAAUAGUUUAACCUGAUCGAGACUGCUACGUAUGGUGGCAUAUCAAUGGACAAAUUGGCUGGCAUAUCACUGGACAAAUUUGCUGAUUAUAAUUCGAAUCAUAUAAAUUUCACUUGUGGUUGGUGGACCACACAAUUCUGAAAUUGGGACAAAGUAGAAAGCUGGCUUGUGUUAAUUGCACUAGAGACAGUGUUUUCCCUAGGAUUGAGCUACAGCAGCGGAGUUUAAAUGGAUUUUUUUGCUGGCAAAUCUUUUUGUGUGCUCGCAAAGCGCUGCCUGCCGGGAUGUUUCUAUGCGUCUUCCGGCACCAAAAGGGUGUACAUACAGUACAUUUGUGCACAUUAAUGAGCAGGGAAAAAUAUGGAGGGAUUAAACAUAAUACAAGUAGAAUCUUUAAAACAACUAUUUACAUUUAUUUUACAAAAGUUAUAUUAUAUCAACAACCAGCCUAUACAGUAAAAUCACAUAACACAAAUACUACAACAAUCGAGAAGGUCUGUGCCUCCAACCAAUGCAUCUUCCCCUCUCCCCAUCACAAAGGUCGUAGUAGGACCAUAAAGAGGCAAUGCUUCUGUUGAACAAGUUUUGGGGCUCUAGAGUCAAUAGUGGCGACGCUACUGAAAUUGUUGCUAUAAAAAAAGUAUAUUGAUUUUUGCUAAAAAGAAAUUCCUUAAAUAUAAGUAGAGAUAUAUUUUUCAAAACUAAAGGUUGCAAUAACCAUGCCUAUAUGGAAAUCGCUUUGGGGCUCUAGAGUCAAUAAUGGCGCUGCUAUUUAAAUUUUACCAUUGUGCUCGUUUUCAGUUGUGCACUUUGCAGACAGUCCCUAAGCUCGCGGUUGAAAGCCUACAGCUCACAGAAGCCAAUGCAAUUCACCGUUCCCUAAAGACAGCUCGUUUGGAUGAAAACCAUGUUGUAGAUGGUUUUAUAGGUUGCUACAUUACUAGAGGUGCUUAGCUAGAGGGGUCAAUUGUGUCGCAACAAUGUUUCACUGAUGAUCUAUUGAACCGCAAACUCCGAAUCUGCCAAUUUAUUUCCAACUUUACGGAAGUUCCUCUCCGUUCAUAUGCUUUACUCACAGGUGUGUGAAUUGACCUUGAUAUAAAGCUUCCGUAGGGCAAAAUAACAUUAGUUUUUUAAAGAGAUAAGACAGAG
Molecule: messenger RNA, 3180 nt
Organism: Gadus morhua (Atlantic cod)
Lineage: Eukaryota; Metazoa; Chordata; Actinopteri; Gadiformes; Gadidae
Product: probable E3 ubiquitin-protein ligase HERC4
Exons: 10
Coding region: 794-2029 (411 amino acids)
Biological process (GO): protein polyubiquitination
Molecular function (GO): ubiquitin protein ligase activity
Source: RefSeq, a predicted model, not a curated record